Molecule: messenger RNA, 879 nt
Organism: Fulmarus glacialis (Northern fulmar)
Lineage: Eukaryota; Metazoa; Chordata; Aves; Procellariiformes; Procellariidae
Gene: DSTN
Product: destrin (actin depolymerizing factor)
Exons: 4
Coding region: 252-698 (148 amino acids)
Biological process (GO): actin filament fragmentation; cell motility; actin filament severing
Cellular component (GO): actin cytoskeleton; actin cortical patch; cytoplasm
Molecular function (GO): actin filament binding
Source: RefSeq, a predicted model, not a curated record
GUUGGAGGCUUCUCACCAGCUAUUCUUCUGGACAGAUCAGCAGAGACACAGUUAAAAUGUCGAUUGAGGACAUGUAUUUACGAGCGUGGCAUUUCUCCUUGUUCCAGUGCUCUUAACAGUCAUCCUGUUGCUGCCCUACACAGAAUGGUUGCAACCAACUUACAACAAAAGCUGCCUAGGGUUUGGGUUUUUUUCCUUUUUAAGCAUCUGGAGUACAAGUUGCCGAUGAGGUAUGCCGUAUCUUCUAUGACAUGAAAGUGCGGAAGUGCUCUACGCCUGAGGAGAUUAAGAAGAGGAAGAAGGCUGUCAUCUUCUGCCUCAGUCCAGACAAAAAGUGCAUUAUUGUGGAAGAAGGCAAAGAGAUUCUGGUGGGAGAUGUCGGUGUGACAGUUACCGACCCUUUCAAGCACUUUGUGCAGAUGCUUCCUGAGAAGGAUUGCCGCUAUGCCUUGUAUGAUGCAAGCUUCGAGACCAAGGAAUCCAAAAAAGAAGAGCUGAUGUUUUUCUUGUGGGCACCAGAACAAGCACCUCUCAAAAGUAAGAUGAUCUACGCAAGCUCCAAGGAUGCAAUCAAAAAGAAGUUUCAAGGCAUAAAGCAUGAAUGCCAAGCAAAUGGGCCAGAGGACCUCAACCGAGCUUGCAUUGCUGAGAAGCUAGGAGGCUCCCUAGUCGUAGCUUUUGAAGGAAGUCCCGUGUAGAUGUCAUACAGUGCCACAACUCUACAAGCAUUCCAUGUUUUAAUAUAUCAGUUAUGUAAAGCAACCAUUCUUGGCAAGGGUUUCACUAACUGUAGGGAAGCUGUCUUGUAGAAUAAAGUAGAUUUUGGAGAUGUAGCUCGUAUGUACAAAUGACCCUAAAUAAAUCAAAUCUAAGGAUUUA